AUGACACAAAAUAUCAGCUGUAUUCUCACAAGUAGUAUACCAUUUGAUCCAGACAGACGAUCAACAGUCGAUGUAGUGAAGAAGUUUAAGGACAUCGUAAGAAAAAGUUCAGCAGGUCUUUUCGAUCAUGCCGAUUCCAAUCAUAAUAAUGAAUUCGAUCAAGAUGAUAUGAAACAUCUCUUCGUAGAAUAUGAUACCGACAAGGAUAGUAAAGUAUCCGAAGCUGAAUUCAUUGCCGGAUUUGCUGCCAGAGAACCUAAUGUGACCAUUGUAGCUAAAGGUCUAUUUUUGGAAUUAGACAUGGACAAGAGUGGAUAUGUUACAGAUUCAGAUUUACCUCUUUAUUUCCACAAAAUCGACCAGAACAAAGAUGGAAAAGUAUCAAAACUUGAAUUCGAAGAUUACUUCACAGAGUUGUUCACCAUCUUGUACGUAUUGAAAGUGAAAUCUAACCAAACUGCUGGUUAAAAUGUACCUACAUUGAAUAUUAAAUUUUGAAUUCAUCACGGUGUUUACAAUUUGCUACUCUAAUUUUCUUUAUUAAAAUAUAUACCAGAUUCA
This is a messenger RNA of Lottia gigantea (owl limpet), 561 nucleotides long. RefSeq lists its product as hypothetical. The transcript has 5 exons. The record is from RefSeq and is a predicted model, not a curated record. Gene Ontology annotation, molecular function: calcium ion binding. Lineage: Eukaryota; Metazoa; Mollusca; Gastropoda; Lottiidae. Bases 1 to 468 code for a protein of 155 amino acids.